This is a messenger RNA of Stylonychia lemnae, 570 nucleotides long. NCBI's taxonomy places the organism in Eukaryota, Ciliophora, Spirotrichea, Sporadotrichida, Oxytrichidae. The record is from the annotation of a GenBank genome assembly.
AUGAAGUGGGAUAAUAUAGCAGAAACAGGUAGAGAUUAAAUACAGCUGGAGGAGAUACUCAAGGAGAUAGCUGAUUCUUAAUGGAGACUGCAAAAGCCCUAGAAUCUUUCCUCUAAGAGAAAUGCAAACGACAGUAUUUUAAAAGAAGCUAAAUGCAACACUUAUUAACUUAUACCAUAAUCAAGAUUUAGAAAAGAAGAUUCAUUAGAAAGAAAUUAAAGCCUCUAGAGUUAAAUCAGAGGGACCAACAAGACUCAAGCUCUUGAAGAAUUCUUAAAGCAAGAAUAGAACAGUGUAGAAAUCGAAGUUGAGGAUCCAAAAUUUAAUUAGAAGAAGAUAAUCCGCUGCUUGAAGGAGGUGAUAUAUCAAUAGAUACCUUACUUUGAGAAAUAUUUAAGAGAAGAAUAAAAAGGGUACUUAGUCAAGAUCUAAGUGCUAAGUGACAUUCAUGUCUUUGAUUGGAUUAUGUAGUUUGCAGAGAAUUGCUUUUAUCAUAAUCUACCUGAUAGAAUGCCCUCUAAAAGAUUCUUUAUUUAAAACAAAAGUGCUUUUGACACUGCAAACGAUUGA